AUGGUGCGCGGAAACAGAGGAGGAAAGCAAGGUGGACAAAGACAUGCGAAAGCAGGCAAAAGAAAUUUUGAAAAAGAUCGUCCUAAAUUCAAAAAAGGCCCAAGAAAAGAAGGAAAAUUUAAUAAAGGGCGUGGAAAGCCAGGGAAAAAGUUCGGGAAGAAAAAAUUCACUAGCCCCCUCUAGCCAUUAGACAUUAAUAUAACCUAUUUAUUUUUUAAGAAAUAUUUUGUGUCUUUAUACAAAUUCAAAUUAUUUAUUUUAUAUAUAAUCAAGUUGGGGAGUAAGAAGGAAGUCAGCGAAGAUCAGCUAGAUAGAGAACUUGAAAACUACUGGGGCAAUGAAGCAGGAUCCAAGCAUCUUGAUCAAGAAAUGGACGACUACUGGAGUAAAAAGCCGAGUAAAACAGAUUAA
Messenger RNA from Blepharisma stoltei, 411 nucleotides. NCBI's taxonomy places the organism in Eukaryota, Ciliophora, Heterotrichea, Heterotrichida, Blepharismidae. The record is from the annotation of a GenBank genome assembly.